Echinops telfairi (small Madagascar hedgehog) is the source of this 9652-nucleotide messenger RNA. It is a transcript of the gene SBNO1, whose product is annotated as strawberry notch homolog 1. The transcript is spliced from 31 exons. The record is from RefSeq and is a predicted model, not a curated record. Gene Ontology annotation, cellular component: nucleus. Lineage: Eukaryota; Metazoa; Chordata; Mammalia; Afrosoricida; Tenrecidae. Gene Ontology annotation, molecular function: histone binding; chromatin DNA binding. Gene Ontology annotation, biological process: regulation of DNA-templated transcription. Bases 1 to 4167 code for a protein of 1388 amino acids.
AUGGAACCGGGGCAAGAUUUACUGCUUGCUGCUUUGAGUGAGAGUGGUAUUAGUCCACAUGACCUCUGUGACAUCGAUGGUGGCGAUGCAGGCCUUGUCACUCCAACGCCUAUACCUCCAGUUCAUCAGUCAGUGCCACUUGCAUUAGAACUAGGACUAGAGACUGAAGCGGCACUUCCUGUUAAACAAGAGCCAGAGACGGUACCUACGCCAACACUGUUAAAUGUUAGGCAGCAACCUCCAUCUACUACAACAUUUGUGCUGAACCAAAUAAAUCAACUUCCAACCUUGGGAUCUACGAUUGUAAUGACUAAAUCACCGCCUGUAACAACUAACAGGCAGACGAUCACUUUGACAAAGUUUAUCCAGACCACUGCAAACACUCGCCCUUCAGUUUCAGCCCCCGCUGUCCGAAAUGCUGUUCCCUCCGCACCUUCAAAGGACCAGGUGCAACUGAAGGAUCUACUGAAAAACAACAGUCUGAAUGAGCUCAUGAAACUGAAGCCCCCUGCUAAUAUUGCUCAGCCCGUUGCAACAGCAGCUACUGAUGUAAGCAAUGGUACAGUAAAGAAAGAUUCUUCUAAUAAAGAAGUAGCAAGAAUAUGGAUAAAUGACAUGAAAAUGAGUUUUUCUCCGACCAUGAAAGUCCCUGUUGUAAAAGAAGAUGAUGAACCGGAGGAGGAAGAUGAAGAAGAAAUGGGUCACGCGGAAACCUAUGCAGAAUAUAUGCCAAUAAAAUUAAAAAUUGGUCUACGUCACCCUGAUGCUGUUGUGGAAACUAGCUCUUUAUCCAGCGUUACUCCUCCAGAUGUUUGGUACAAAACAUCCAUAUCUGAAGAAACCAUUGACAAUGGUUGGUUAUCGGCAUUACAACUUGAAGCAAUUACAUAUGCUGCUCAGCAACAUGAAACAUUCUUACCAAAUGGAGAUCGAGCUGGCUUCUUAAUUGGGGACGGUGCUGGUGUAGGAAAGGGGCGGACCAUCGCCGGCAUCAUCUAUGAAAAUUACUUGCUCAGUAGGAAAAGAGCACUGUGGUUCAGUGUUUCAAAUGACUUAAAGUAUGAUGCAGAAAGAGACUUGCGGGAUAUUGGCGCAAAGAACAUUUUGGUCCACUCAUUAAAUAAGUUUAAAUAUGGAAAAAUUUCUUCUAAACAUAAUGGCAGUGUCAAAAAGGGUGUCAUCUUUGCUACCUAUUCUUCCCUUAUUGGCGAAAGUCAGUCUGGUGGGAAAUACAAAACUCGUUUAAAACAACUACUACAUUGGUGCGGAGAUGACUUCGAUGGAGUUAUCGUGUUUGAUGAGUGUCAUAAAGCAAAGAAUUUAUGUCCUGUUGGGUCUUCAAAGCCAACUAAGACAGGUUUGGCAGUCUUGGAGCUUCAGAAUAAACUGCCGAAAGCCAGGGUUGUGUAUGCCAGUGCUACUGGUGCAUCUGAGCCUCGCAACAUGGCCUAUAUGAACCGACUUGGAAUAUGGGGUGAAGGGACCCCUUUUAGGGAAUUCAGUGAUUUUAUUCAAGCAGUAGAGCGGAGAGGUGUUGGUGCCAUGGAAAUUGUUGCUAUGGAUAUGAAACUCAGAGGGAUGUACAUUGCUCGGCAGCUGAGCUUUACUGGAGUGACCUUCAAAAUUGAGGAAGUUCUUCUCUCUCAGAGCUAUGUCAAAAUGUAUAACAAAGCAGUCAAGCUGUGGGUGAUUGCCAGAGAGCGAUUUCAGCAAGCGGCAGAUCUGAUUGAUGCUGAGCAGCGGAUGAAGAAAUCCAUGUGGGGCCAGUUCUGGUCUGCACACCAGAGGUUUUUCAAAUACUUGUGUAUAGCAUCCAAAGUUAAAAGGGUUGUGCAACUGGCUCGAGAAGAAAUUAAGAAUGGGAAAUGUGUCGUAAUUGGCCUGCAGUCUACUGGAGAAGCCAGGACGUUAGAAGCCCUGGAAGAGGGUGGAGGAGAAUUGAAUGAUUUUGUUUCAACUGCCAAAGGAGUGUUGCAAUCACUCAUUGAAAAGCACUUCCCUGCUCCAGACAGGAAAAAACUUUAUAGUUUGCUGGGAAUCGAUCUGACGGCUCCAAGUAACAACAGUUCACCAAGAGAUAGUCCCUGUAAAGAAAACAAAAUAAAGAAGCGGAAAGGUGAAGAAAUAACUCGAGAAGCCAAGAAAGCACGAAAAGUGGGCGGCCUUACUGGUAGCAGUUCUGAUGACAGUGGCAGUGAGUCUGAUGCCUCAGAUAAUGAAAGUGACUACGAGAGCUCUAAGAACAUGAGUUCUGGAGAUGAUGACGAUUUCAACCCGUUUAGAGAUGAGUCUAGUGAGGACGAUGAAGAUGAUCCUUGGUUAAUCAGGAAAGAUCACAAGAAAAGCAAAGAUAAGAAAAAGAAGAAAAGCAUAGAUCCAGAUUCUAUCCAAAGUGCCUUAUUAGCAUCUGGUCUUGGAUCCAAACGACCUAGUUUUUCAUCAACACCGGUUAUUUCGCCGCCUCCUAACAGCACACCAGCCAACAGCAACAGCAGCAGCAGCAGCCUUAUAACAAGUCAGGAUGCCGUGGAGAGGGCCCAGCAGAUGAAAAAAGAUCUACUUGACAAACUAGAAAAAUUAGCAGAGGACCUCCCUCCCAAUACUCUGGAUGAACUAAUUGAUGAACUUGGAGGCCCAGAGAAUGUUGCUGAGAUGACUGGCCGCAAGGGGCGGGUUGUUAGCAAUGACGAUGGAAGCAUCUCCUAUGAGUCAAGAUCAGAACUCGAUGUGCCUGUAGAAAUACUAAAUAUCACAGAAAAACAAAGGUUUAUGGAUGGCGAUAAGAACAUUGCCAUCAUCUCAGAGGCUGCCAGCUCAGGUAUUUCCUUACAAGCAGAUCGCAGAGCUAAAAAUCAAAGGCGAAGAGUUCAUAUGACUUUGGAAUUGCCCUGGAGCGCUGAUCGAGCAAUUCAGCAGUUUGGACGAACUCACAGAUCGAACCAGGUUACUGCUCCCGAAUAUGUCUUUCUGAUUUCUGAGUUGGCAGGGGAACAAAGAUUUGCAUCUAUUGUUGCUAAAAGACUUGAGAGUUUGGGGGCGCUCACGCAUGGCGAUCGAAGAGCGACGGAAUCUAGAGAUUUGAGCCGGUUCAACUUUGACAACAAGUAUGGAAGAAACGCUUUAGAAAUCGUCAUGAAAUCAAUUGUCAACCUGGACACUCCUCUGGUAUCCCCGCCUCCAGAGUACCCGGGGGAGUUCUUCAAAGAUGUUCGACAAGGACUGAUUGGCGUUGGCCUCAUCAAUGUAGAAGAUCGUUCAGGAAUUCUAACGCUCGAUAAAGAUUAUAACAACAUAGGGAAGUUCUUAAAUAGAAUUUUAGGUAUGGAGGUCCAUCAACAAAAUGCCUUGUUUCAGUAUUUUGCGGACACACUGACUGCAGUUGUUCAAAAUGCCAAAAAGAAUGGAAGAUAUGAUAUGGGAAUCUUAGACCUUGGUUCUGGAGAUGAAAAAGUGAGGAAAAGUGAUGCCAAGAAGUUUCUGACUCCGGGGUAUUCAACCUCAGGCCACGUGGAGCUGUUUACUAUUAGUGUCGAGAGGGGCAUGUCCUGGGAGGAAGCCACCAAGAUUUGGGCUGAGCUAACAGGACCAGAUGAUGGCUUUUACUUGUCAUUGCAAAUAAGGAACAAUAAGAAAACGGCCAUCUUAGUUAAAGAAGUAAACCCUAAAAAGAAGCUUUUCUUAGUCUAUAGACCAAAUACUGGGAAACAACUCAAAUUAGAAAUUUGCUCUGAUCUCAAGAAGAAAUAUAAGAAGGUGGUGUCUGAUGAUGCCCUGGUGCACUGGUUGGACCAGUAUAACUCCUCAGCAGAUACUUGUACCCAUGCGUAUUGGCGAGGUAAUUGCAAAAAGGCCAGCCUGGGAUUAGUGUGUGAAAUAGGGCUUCGUUGCCGCACGUACUAUGUGCUCUGUGGGUCGGUCCUGAGUGUGUGGACAAAAGUGGAAGGUGUUCUGGCAUCAGUCAGUGGCACAAAUGUGAAAAUGCAGAUUGUUCGCCUGAGGACAGAGGAUGGGCAGCGGAUUGUAGGUUUGAUCAUUCCAGCCAACUGUGUGUCUCCGCUCGUAAACCUCCUGUCAACUUCAGACCAGUCUCAGCAGCUUGCGGUCCAGAGGAAACAGCUGUGGCAGCAGCAUCACCCGCAGAGCAUCGCAAACUUGAGUAACGCUUAACGAGCAGACAGGUUUCAACAUGGAUCUGUGGGAAUGCUGUUGAAGCAUAUCAUUUGCAUAAAAAUCAGGGACAGUUUCCAAAGAAUUAUAAUUUUCCCCCCAGUUGUGCGAACACACGCACUUUCUGUCUCUCCCUCUCCCAUUUGUUAAUUUUUAGGGGAAUAAGGACAAGCCUGGAAUAGAUAGCAGAACUGAAAAUCAGCCCUGCCGAUGGUGUGGUGCACCUGUCUUUCCUCUUCCUUCUUCUGUGGUACUUCCUGUUUGCUUUUACGUUACCUUGGGUGAGCUGAGGGUGUGUGUGUGCGUGAGUGUGUGCUUGUGUGCUUGCUGGUUUGUGUGUUUGUUAAAGGCUACAAACAGCAAUUGGUUUAAGAUGCUUGGAACUUCCCACACUGACUUUAUUUUUUCGUUCUCCAGUGCUCAGGUAUAAUGCAGUACAUCCAUGGCCGGAUGCAUGUUGAUAAAUAAAGAGACUGUGUAUUAGUUCUCUUCCCCCCGUGACCAUAGGCAGUAGGUUUGUUAUAGCAUGAAACGAGAGGUUGCUAUCAUCCGUUCAGGUUCUUUUCUUGUUUAUCUUCUGACACUGCAUGUUUGGAAGCAUGCGUACACAAAAAUUACCAGAAGUCAUGUAACAAAGAGACACCAAUGUGUAGCUGUACAGCAUUGGGUAUUGCAUUUUAGUGUUUUUGCCUGGGUGUCGCUUCUGCCCUGUGCGCUCCUUUGCCCCAACCCCCAUGCCCCCAGUUUCCCAAGGUAUUGAGUACAUACUUUCUGGUGUGUGUGACAAAAGUCUCAACGGGUCCCUUUUAUGAAUGUGUUGAUAGUAUUCCUAAUGCGUGCUGCAAAACAAAAAAGGCUGCAAGCCUGUUUUUCUUGAAAUUAGAGUUUCCUUAAUUUAAAGAGUUUUAGAAAGUAGUACAAAUUGGCUUCCAUCUUAUACACAAGCUGUUUUUCCCCUUCCUUUUUUACUCCGUUCUCUUUUGUUCGUCCUGUCACUCUUGAGUUUUGACCUAGACACCGAGGAUACGCUCAAGGCUUCUGUUGUCUUUCUUUUUGUUGUUAUUGUUGUUACUCAGUAACUUGAAUAUUGUUUAUUGUGUUGUAAGACAUUGUAGAGUUUAUCUCAAACUGUUAAAAAUGGUAAUGUACAAAUGUGAACAGACACUUAUCUAUAAUAUGGGUAAGGUUGUUUUUUUUCCUAUAAUAGAUGUUUAUAAACAAGUUGAGGGGACAGUUGGUCUUUGUGUUUCCUUUAUCUUUUUAUUAUUAUUUUAUUUUAUUUUUUGCUUGCACAGGUUGCACUAUUGAAAAAAGAAUUGAGAUUGUAUAAUAAACCUGGUCAACACUGCAAGAUACCAGAAUCUUGUAGAUGUCAAAUAAAAAGUUGUUAUACUAACAAGCAGUGGACUCUUGCUUAGGCCCUCCCGCCUCCAGCAGGAGUCUGCCAGGGCCCCGCAGGACGUGCAUGGUGCCUCAGCAUCCACGCGGCCUUAUAUGCUAUGCUGGCUUCCCACCGCCCCAAACCAGUGAGGUGGUGCUGACAGAGGCGCCGGUGCUAGCUUCUUGAGUGUGUUUUAAGUUGAAUUACUGUUGUUUGGGUUACUCCCAGAGCUGGCUAAAGGGUGUGGGUUCAGUGAGAAGCUCUCAGAACUUGGUGGCGGGCUAGGGCUGUACCCUCAACACACGUGCAGCCUGAAUUCUGGAUGUGACAUUUGCCAUCAGUCUUCUUUUAGAUGCUUUCUUGAGAAUAGUUUCUGUUCUGCACAUUUUGCCCAGUGGAUGCAACUCCCCUCGAUCCCAUCUCAGCCUUUGACUGUGUGGAUCUCCACCAGCAGCCACGAGUAGAGGUAGCCCUUUCAACUCAGCAAGGCCUUCCUGUUCCUGUCCCUCCUCCUGCUUCUGCUGUCAGUCCCUGCUCACCUGCCGUUCUCAUGCUAGGGUGAAACCGAACUGGGUCCCUUUCCCCUCCCUCUCCCAGGUGGCUGGGCAAGUGCAUGCUACCCAGCUCAGGGCAGGACCUUCUUAGUAGGUUUGGGAGUUGUGAUGUUUUAGCUAAGCAGUUUCAGAGUGAGGGCUCUUGUCUGUGAGUACUUGGCCCCUACAUCUGAUGGCAUGUUAACUCUGGGACUAGCAGUCUUGCUGCAAAGGGAUGUUUUCUUGUCACACAGAUUGACAAUUAACAAUAAGGUCCAAAAUCUCUUCUCCAUUUUGGGGAAGGUGUACCUCACAAAAAAGGCAGUUGGAAAAUUAAAAAAAAAUUUUUUUUUAAGGCAAUCUAGGAAUAAAUGGGUGGCCAACUAAGCACAGACCCAAGUGCCUGGCUGUCCCCCUCUCCAAGGUCAGCACUUGACCUGUAUCCUGUGCCCGUACCCAUGAUUUGUGUCAGAGUCCGAGAGUUCAGGUCGGCCAAGGUCCGGCUGUCAGAAGCUCCUAUUGUAACAACAGCUCCCUUUGUAUAGAAGCAGCUUGUGCACUUCAGACCUGGGAGGAGUCUGGCCCACCUCUGAUAGGCCUUUUGUCAUCCCCUCUUAGCAAUACAGCUCUGAGCAUGAAGGUGUGAUUACAUAUCACACUGCUGCUCUCAGAGCUUAGUGUCAUUGGUACUGAACCUUUUUUGUUCUUUUGUGGAAUUUGGUUGUCUGCUCUAACCUAGCACCCUUGGUGCCUCAUGGUCUCUGUGUCUGCAUUGAGUAGGAUUGCCCAGGUGUGCUGUCAGUGAGGAGUGUUCAUGGAGUAUCUGUAAAUUCAGCUUGUCCAGUGAGCAGUCUUCCCUUUUUCCUGCUCAGUUGCAGAUAAAGCCUUCAAGCGCCUCUUUACAUGUGUGUAUAUAUCAGCAGAACUGCCUGCAAAGCAGUGGAAUCGUGUGUUGUGUACAUAUAUUUAUUCUGACCCUACUUGUUAGCACUUCCGAGACAUUUUUAGCUGUUGCCCUUUUUUGGGUUCAUCUUAAAGAGGUAGGUAACUGCUCUCCAUUACCCAGAUCCAGGGAACCCAAUGUUUUUGAGACACAGCGUUCUGGUCUUAGUGAAACGUUCCCCCUGAAUCAGUGGGGCAGGGACCCUGCUACUUUCUGGUUGAGCACGAGGGCCAAGGCCAUGAUCUGGGCUGGUUCAGAGGGUGGGCACUGAGAAGAGGCAGUCACCCUGUGAUGGGGCAGAGGGCCUUGUUUUAACAAGAAGCAGAAGCACGUCUAAGCCAUUUCAAAGAAUGGUGCUGCGUGAGUCUGCUGAGUGGGUCACAGUUAGUGAUGCUUGGUCCUCUGUGACACCACUGACCAGACAUCUUUUGUUAGCCAGCCCUCUUGAGGCCUGUGUACACGCCACACAUUUUGUGGCUGAAAUGUUGUGAGCAUUCCACGCAACAUCUCUCAUUGGCUGCCAAUUGCCCACAACGACCUCUAGUGUCUGGUCAGGGCCCAGGAGUAACGGAAAGCUCCUAUGGAGACGAGCUCACUAGCCAGCUUUGUUUCUUUCUGAGAACGUGAGGUCGAGACCGAAGCCUGCCCUGUCUCGGUUAGGCUGUGCUUGUGAAUAUGUAUAUAGGUGUGUGUAUAUAGAGAAGUGCUGCUUUCUUCUGAAAUCCAAAUGUAAAUACUUGUACAUGGAGAACCCUGCCUCCCUGUGCAUCCCUCCUUCCCUCCGCCAUGCUGAUCCUUGUCCUGAGCUCACUGGCCAUGCACUCAUAGUUGGCUGUGAUUCCAUUCUGCAUCUGGUCACUAGAAUGUGUCUGCUCCGUGUUCGUUUUCACCGUGCGUGAGUGGGUUCUGCUUUUUGUUCUUGGUUUUUACUGUGUACCGCGCAUUGUUUGGAGGGGUGUUUGAGUGCUCUCUGAGCCUGUCGGUAUGCUUGUUGCUGAUGCUCCUAGGAAGCUAUAAUGAGCCUGUUCUUGUCACAUUUCUUAAGAGAAUUCUUCCCAAGAUUUCUUUCAAGCUCCUCUAACUUCUUCAGUGCAUUGGGAAUCAAACUUUGCUCCUAGGUCAGCCUCUCCUUUGUAAGGCCGCUAAGGUGGCUCACCACCUAAAAGAAAUCUCACAGGUGUGACUCGGCAAUGGGUAGCCUGCUGCCUACCCAAGUCUUCCCUCCACCCCACCCCCAUCCCCGCAGCCCACCCCCACUUCCUUUAGGAAGCUGGUCUGAGGCUUUACAUCAACAAAGAAUCCGAGGUUAACUCCCCUGAGCCCAGAGGAUGAUAGCCGUCAGACCAGACCAGCACCUGGUACGGGAUGGUGUCCACAUGGACAGCUGAGGUCCUCCUCCCAACACAGCUACUAAUGUUGGGGCUAGUUUCUGGACCAGCGGGCAGCCAUAGGUGAAUGGUGGUUGGAUUACAGGGGUCUGCCCUUCCCACUUUUGCCCUUUGUGAGAUUAGUGUGAGAGCAAAGUGACCCAGCGCUGGCACUUCAAUCAGAUACUGUACUUUUAAGAAAACCUGCCUUCAUGACUUUCAGGGCAGAUUGUGAGCCAUUCGCUCACGAAAAGUGCCACUUCAUCAGUUGACAACAUUGGACGAGGCUGAGUAACUUAAUUUGUUGGGGCUUGGGGCCUGGGGCCUAACUUGUCCCCGCUCUCUGGCAAUCUUUGGUCUACAUAGCUAUCACUAGGGCCCUCAGAGGCCAACCCAGACAGCCCUUCAGGGCAGAGGACCAGACAUAGGCCCCUUCAGGACACCCCUGUGGCCCAGAUUCCCUCCCUCCCUGAGAUUCCCUUCCUGAGUCCCACGCCUUCUUGGAGCAGACGUUGCUGACCUGUUUGUCUGUGGGGCUCUUUUGCUAUGACAGUAUUGAUGGCACUGAAGAGGAUAAAGUGGCUUGAGCCUCUCUGACUUCUGCUCUAUGAGGCAAGGCGAGCCUUUUCCCCUACAUAGCACAUGGUGGUCGCACUGUUCCCAGAAAACAUUGCUCUGCUCAUGGUUUCUACUCAGUUUGCAACCUGCUGAUACUCUUUUUGAAUAACCACUUAGCUAUCUACCAUCAACCUCGAGAGGCGGGAGAGGUAUGCUAUGUCUCUGCAAUAAAACUUGUGCCAGGUUCUACCUCUGCUGAACAAAGGGUACUUUUAUAUACCUAGGCUUUGGGCUCUGGCCUUUGCUAACCCAGCAUGGUGCGUCAUGUGAUGGCAACUCCAAAUGGCCAUGAACUCUGGGUUUGUCUUAGAUGUUCUUGGGUUCAAGGCGCCCCCCCGCCCCCCACCCCCACCCCCUUGUCGCAGCCAUUCUGUUCUGGAGGCUGUCGGUGCGGGAGGAUGCCUGCACGCACUGUUCAGAUGAAGCUGCCCUGCUUCUCCAGACUCAUGUUGAGCGCCACUGGCCCCACCAUGCUGGCGCGUGUCCUAAAAAUCCAUAGGCUUACUGCAGACAUCAUGUGCAGGGUUUAUUCUUGUAGGUCAAAGCGAUCAACCAUGAGGCUUAACAGAUUCUGUAUUUUAUUUUCGUCGCCAUGUUUUGCUUUUUCUUUUGUAAGAUUCUUAAAUAAACUGGCUAACGUGCA